Ilyonectria robusta is the source of this 924-nucleotide messenger RNA. RefSeq names its product thioesterase-like superfamily-domain-containing protein. Gene Ontology annotation, molecular function: fatty acyl-CoA hydrolase activity. The record is from RefSeq and is a predicted model, not a curated record. Lineage: Eukaryota; Fungi; Ascomycota; Sordariomycetes; Hypocreales; Nectriaceae. Gene Ontology annotation, biological process: acyl-CoA metabolic process; fatty acid catabolic process. Gene Ontology annotation, cellular component: peroxisomal matrix. The transcript is spliced from 4 exons. The coding region runs from base 1 to 924 and encodes 307 amino acids.
AUGGCAGGCUCAUCGGUGUCGCAUUUGGAGGAGAUGUUGCAUUUGAAAAAGAUUGAGCCGGACCUAUUCACCAGCGGCGAACAACUUUGGCAUCCUCCAGGAGGCAGAGGGAUCUAUGGUGGGGUCAUUGCUGGGCUCUGUAUUCGUGCUGCCCAACACACGAUCAGCGAUGGCUUUUCCAUUCAUGCCACGCAUUGCUACUUCUUGGAAGUGGGAGACAGCAAGGAGCCCGUCGAAUUCUCCAUGCAGCGCGUGCGUGACGGCAAGUCUUUCAUCACCCGAAAUGUCAUAGCCAGCCAGGGCGGAAAUCCCAUCUGCUCUAGCACGGUAUCAUUCGCUCGCGACGGCACCCAGGACAGUCGACGACCCGUACAACAUGGACCCCCGAUGUCUGAAGGGCUGCAUCCUCCACCAGAAGAUCGUUCUUUCUCCAAUUCACAAAUAAUGGUAGCUCCGCAGAUGUUCCCGGUCGAUAUUGAGCAGGCCCACGGUCCGCCACACGGCCAAGUGAUGCGGAUUUGGAUUAGAUCCCCCGAGAAUAUUGCAGAGGCCAGCAACCACGCCCUUCAUCAGGUGAUCCUGGCUUUCCUCUCCGAUUGGGUCCUUAUGCCUGCCGUCCCAAUCGUGAAUAACUUGUGGAAGUUCCCUGAUGCAAUUAUUCCAGGGGACAACGUGUCAGCGUUUGAAGGAUCCGAGCUUGGCAUGCUCUUUACGCUCAACCACACCAUGUUCUUCCAUGAACCACUUGAAGUCAAGGCCGAUGAGUGGAUGCUUCUCGAAACAAACUCCCCGUGGGCAGGCAAGGAAAGAGGACUCGUGACGAGCAAGGUUUUCUCUAAGGGCGGUAUUUUGUUGGCCACGUGCAUACAAGAGGGUGGUGUUCGACUGAAAAAGACUACUAAGGUUAUGGAGGCGAAAAUAUAG